Messenger RNA from Raphanus sativus (radish), 732 nucleotides. RefSeq names its product napin. Bases 40 to 570 code for a protein of 176 amino acids. Gene Ontology annotation, molecular function: nutrient reservoir activity. Lineage: Eukaryota; Viridiplantae; Streptophyta; Magnoliopsida; Brassicales; Brassicaceae. The record is from RefSeq and is a predicted model, not a curated record. The transcript has a single exon.
ACCAAAACAAUAAAAAAAACAUACACACAAAUAUAGCAAAUGGCGAACAAGCUCUUCCUCGUCUCGGCAACUCUCGCCUUCUUCUUCCUUCUCACCAAUGCCUCCAUCUACCGAACAGUCGUGGAAGUAGAUGAAGAUGAUGCCACAAACCCAGCCGGCCCAUUUAGGUAUCCAAGAUGUAGAAAGGAGUUUCAGCAAGCACAACACCUAAGAGCUUGCCAACAAUGGCUCCACAAGCAGGCAAGGCAGUCUGGUAGUGGUCCUAGCUGGACCCUCGACGGUGAGUUUGAUUUUGAAGAUGACAUGGAGAACCCCCAGAGACCACCACUACUCCAGCAGUGCUGCAACGAGCUCCACCAGGAAGAGCCUCUUUGUGUUUGCCCAACCUUGAAAGGAGCAUCCAAAGCCGUUAAACAACAGGUUCGACAACAGGGACAGAUGCAGGGACAGCAGAUGCAGCAUGUAAUUAGCCGUAUCUACCAGACCGCUACUCACUUACCUAGAGUAUGCAACAUCCCCCAAGUCAGCGUUUGUCCCUUCCAGAAGACCACCCCUGGGCCCUACUACUAGAUUCCAAACAAAACCCUAGAGUGUAUGAAUGUGGUUGUGGAUCUAUGUCAACACCACACCUCAUCGCGUGUUUCAUAAUAUGUAAGGUCUUAUGUAGGAUGUUUGAGGCUAAUGUAAUUAGCACUACUCCAUAAUAAAAGAGGUUUCUAAUGUUUACUUCGA